UUGAGAUGAAAGGAAAGUGAAAGUUAGCUGGUGAUAAAAAGCCCUGAUGUGUCUGUUCAUGACACUGAAUAACAGACUGCUGAAGACAGUCACAGGCGAGAAAAGAGUGUAACAUUUCAGUAUUUUCUGCUCGGAAGGAGCGUCUCUCUCGACAUGGCCAGCAACGGGAAACAGUGGGUUCUCCUGGCAGCGGGUUCUAAAGGCUGGGAGAACUACAGACACCAGGCCGAUGUGUGCCACGCUUACCAGGUCGUGCACCAGAAUGGCAUUCCGGACGAACAGAUUGUGGUGAUGAUGUAUGAUGAUAUCGCUCAUAAUGAAGAAAAUCCGUUCCCUGGCAACAUAAUCAAUGUACCAAAAGGUCCAGAUGUGUACAAUGGUGUUCCAAAAGACUACACAGGAGAGCACGUAUCAGCUGAAAACUUUCUGGCUGUCCUGCGUGGAGAUUCACGGGCUAUCAGGAAACGAGGAAGGAAAAAAGUCAUCAAAAGUUGUGCAAAUGAUUCUAUCUUUAUCUACUUAUCAGACCAUGGAGGCCACGGAGUCUUUCAGUUUCCUAAUUCCACACUUUAUGCACAUGAGCUCAUCGACACAGUGAAAGAGAUGUGCAGGAACGGCAAAUUUUCAAAGAUGGUUAUUUACAUGGAAGCGUGCCACGCUGGAUCAAUGCUGGACGAGCUGCCGAAAUUAGGCAACGUGUAUGCCGUUGCAGCGAGUAAGCCAGAGGAGAGCUCGUAUGCUUGCUUCUUUGACAAGAAAAGGAACGCGUUUGUCGCUGAUGCUUUCACAGCUUACUGGCUGCACCACACCAAGAGAAAGAAGCUCAGGGUGAGCACUUUAGAGGACCAGUUUUAUUAUGUGAAAGAAAAAGUCAGAGAGACCGUGACAGAAUUGGGAGUGAGUCAGACACCCUGUCAUUACGGGAACAUGUUCAUGCUCCAGCUACCCCUGAGUGAAUUUCUGGGAAAGUCUCCUGACUCCGUUAGGAGGAAGUACAAAUCCCAGUCGCAGAACUUUGUCGUGACCAAUGUCGAAGAAAGCGCAAAUGUUCCGCUGUUAAUCCAACAAAACAGGAUUAGAAAAGAACGGAACCCCAGAAGAAGAGACGCUCUUGAAAGACAAUAUCAUGAGCUUAAGAGAAAGCAGAGUACAAUGGAUAAAGCCGUGCAGAAGAUUGCUCAGCGCUGCACUUACGAUGGAGGUGUACGAGCUCUGAGUGAAAAACACGAGGUGACUCGCCUGUACGAACUCAGAGUCGUGGCCGAGCAUUUUAGGACAACUGUCUUCAACUGGGAUGAAGAGGCGUUUGUUUUCACUCGUUCACACCUGCAGGUUUUAGUGAAUCUGUGUGAGUGUGGGUUGGAGGUUGACAGCAUCACUGCAGCCAUUGACUACGUCGGUCAGCGGAUUAAGUUCUGAAGAAAACACAAGCAACUCUACGGAGCGACAGCAGAUUUCAUUCUCCUUAAAUGCUUCAUUUUGAUUGUCUCAGCUUUUCACAUUCUUUUGGUUAUAAGAAGCAUGUAUUGAGAUAAGUGUAUCUUUUAACACCCUGAUGUUACAGUUCUAUAUAUUUUAUUCAUAAUUAGAUUAAAUACUUGGUUUAUGCUCCCUGCAAAAAACUGUGCUGAAAGUGAUGACAAUAUGUACCUAGAGGUACUUACAUUAUAGGUCACCAUCAUUUUCUUUCAAUUCUUUUUUAAAAUUUAUACAAGGGAGACUUUCUAAAAAUCUUUUUUCAAUAUGCUUAUAUUUUUAAAAAAUAGAAUUAGUCCUAGACGUAUAGUAUGAUGGUAGUAAAUCAUGUUUGUAUUUGUGAUUUUCUGCUGUAACCAUAACCACGUUCUGGAAUAA
Messenger RNA from Pangasianodon hypophthalmus (striped catfish), 1854 nucleotides. RefSeq names its product legumain. Gene Ontology annotation, biological process: vacuolar protein processing. Gene Ontology annotation, molecular function: cysteine-type endopeptidase activity. Bases 154 to 1419 code for a protein of 421 amino acids. The record is from RefSeq and is a predicted model, not a curated record. NCBI's taxonomy places the organism in Eukaryota, Metazoa, Chordata, Actinopteri, Siluriformes, Pangasiidae. The transcript is spliced from 14 exons.